Messenger RNA from Somion occarium, 2765 nucleotides. Lineage: Eukaryota; Fungi; Basidiomycota; Agaricomycetes; Polyporales; Cerrenaceae. The record is from the annotation of a GenBank genome assembly.
GCCGCCGGCGCUUUCAAUUUCCACAUUAGUAUACACCUCCCCAGUCACCCCCUCACCUAGUCUCGCUGAGGCAGAGUACUUACACAGAGACACGUUAACCUUUGUGCUUCAAGGGCAUAGAGUCACUGGUUCAAAUUCUCCAUGGAUUCCGAAGACGAGAGAGAGAUGGAGAAGCAGGAUACAGUUUACAGCUUUUCUGGUCUGGAGAUGCGCAUCCACCAGAACGAAGAACGAGAAUGUCUACGGGAUGCUCGAAUCGCGCGCAAGGAUCCGGAACGCGAUGAGACAAUUACGAUGAACAUUGCCAGGGCUUAUCGUGUUAUGCGCUUCUUUGAAACUAUACAAGGAUUCCAUAAGGGCUCUCUAGAUCUCACUGGUCGUCAUCGAAGGCGAUAUGAUUCGAUUCUAUCCCGCUGGAAAGAUUUCUCUACUGAGCUAGGGGGUGUAUUAAGGAAUGCGCAAACGUCUGUUACUGCUGUCGAAAUCGGAGGGAAGCCGUUCAUUGUGAGCGGUGAGCCGAUCUUACGCACAGAAUUGGAACCAGAAUCGCCGGAAAGACUCGAUACGUUUCUUACAAAGUGGCAUGCUCAUGAUUGUCUCUCUCUGCAUGAGUUAUCUACUCGCAGAGAGGAUACACUGAAAUGUCUAGCAUUACACCCCACUCCCAAGUUUCAAUUGUUGUGCCUGCGAGAUCUUCCUCCGGAGCUUAUUCAUUAUAUCAUGGACAUUGCUGGCGUAGACGGAGCACGAAGGUUGGGUGCGACAUGUCGCUUGCUGAGGGAGAUCUCUUCAUCCUACAUCUUUGAGCAUCGGUCGUUCCGCCUGGAUUUUAUGCCAGACUGGGAUCAGGUCCGCUCCAUGGAGUCCAUUGACGAGAAGACCGCAUAUAUGGACUCUCUAAUCACUCAAAGGAGCACGAAGCUCAUCAGUGGAAUUGACUUUAUCAAGCCUCGUUCCGACAUCCUUACGGCAGUGCGUACGCUGUAUGUGAGCGAUGAGUGGCAAUCAUUCAAUGCUUGGGAGAGGACAACUGUCGCCGCCGAUGAAAAUUCUCGACAUUCCUUCUAUGCUCCGCUCUACGACGGUAUCUCUGACCUGCUUCCUCGCCUUUCGAAUCUCCAGACUUCAAUAUUGGCAUACUGGCACAUUACGGAGGAGAUGAUAUCAAAUUUUGGGUGUCUCAAACAGCUUCAUACCUUGAAGUUGUUCUCGUGCACCUCUGCGGUCCGCUUCCCAUACGCUAUCCCGAAAAUCCCCUCGCUCUUAAACUUCCAGAUAGGUUGGUCCGAGGAACACUGUGACUCUUGGCUUUUUCUUGGAAUGUGCCCCAACAUUCAGAACCUGUUCAUUUGGCCCGCUCGUGGCGGCCAGCCUGACCCAGACAUCACGAUGCCAUCUAUUCAACUCAUGGCAGCGUUCAACCCUUUCAAGACGCUCCAGAGGUUUAAUAUGUCCCACGUUCAACCAGAGUGGCUUCCGCUACUCAGCGCCUGGAUCAGGUCAGCUCGUGAUAGUAAUGAGCCCGCCGGUCUUCAUCUCACGCAUUUCAAACUGGACAUUGAGGGUGGCUUGCAUCGACGAGAGAUUUUCUCCCUCCUUGAUUCGUUGAGUGGUGCUCCUAUACAAUUCUUUGUUUUGGACGGCUUGCGCUACGCAGCACCUGACCUCUUCGACCGAAUCGCUGGCGCGCUACCCCAACUGGAAUACUUGACGCUUUGCUACAGAGAGAGCGACAUCCAAUUCCGCACGAAGGACGCUAGUUGGCCUUUUGCUACCUGGGAAUACGCCCCGCAUUUUGCCAAUUUUCACCAUCUCCGUCGCUUCUCAUGGAACUACAGGACGGAUAUCAACGAAUGUGGACCCUCGAUACUUCAAUACUUUGAACAAGGGUUUCCGGACGAACAAGAAUUAUGGAGGAUGAGAGCCGAUGAAAAUGAUAGUUUCCACGAUUGGGAGUGUAUUGCCAAGCUUUUUGCAGUAUUCUGCCCGUCUCUUGAGACUCUUGGUUUCGAUUGUAUGUGGCUAGGGAUACGCAAAGAGCUUCGUGAGGACGGUCAGGUCGCUUUUGUGAGGGACGACAACAACAUGGAGGCGGAACUUUCCUUGAGGUGCAACCCUUCUCACGAGUCCUGGCCACUGUGCUUGCCUGCUUCCCACGGCGUUUGAUACUCUCAACGAAGUUUCGAAUGUCGCGUUUCUGGUCGCUGUGAUGCUGCCUGUCGUUCAACAUUAAACAUCGCGGGGUCUAUAUAUCACAUGGUGACCGCCGCGGCGUCCAAGCUAUUGCACAAGAUCUACCGUGGCUCAUACCGACUCCUCGACAGUCUAAGUACGAGCAUCAAGAAAUGGAGAGGUUGAGGUCGACCCAUCAACUUUCAGUAUCGUAAAGCCCUACUCUAAACCACCUAUUUUUGAACGUUACCUCAAAUCCAUAAAGAUUCAUUCCUCUAGCAAAUACCGAACGAGCUGCAGUCCUCCGAGAAAUCGUUCAAUACAGUUUCUUUUUGAUAAUUUUCAAACUUCACAGCAGAGUAACUUCCUCCACCUCGGGCUUGAUGUUGUAUUGUAUUCUUGGCCCCCCAACCUAUCGAUCGACCCCCGAUUCACGCGGCAGCGAGAGUAGUUAUAAGCCCACCAUGAAGCUAUAGGCUGAUACUGUAAUGAACACAUUCUGGAUCGGGAUCGGGAUCGUUUCGCUUAUUGGCACACCGAUUCUCUCGGAGUUUGUUCCUUCCCGCUGAACUCCAAUCUUUCGCUUUCAACUU